Cephus cinctus (wheat stem sawfly) is the source of this 3131-nucleotide messenger RNA. It is a transcript of the gene CysRS, whose product is annotated as cysteine--tRNA ligase, cytoplasmic. Lineage: Eukaryota; Metazoa; Arthropoda; Insecta; Hymenoptera; Cephidae. Gene Ontology annotation, cellular component: cytoplasm. The transcript is spliced from 11 exons. Gene Ontology annotation, biological process: cysteinyl-tRNA aminoacylation. The coding region runs from base 185 to 2392 and encodes 735 amino acids. The record is from RefSeq and is a predicted model, not a curated record. Gene Ontology annotation, molecular function: ATP binding; cysteine-tRNA ligase activity.
AGAUUCAAAUGGCAGCCUGAAAAGACGGAACAUUAUUUCUUCAGAACUCAGUUCAUGUUGCACUGUAACUUUAUUACAUGGAAUAGCGUUAGAGGAAAUGCCACACACGCAGCAUAUUACUUCAUUCAUUUUCACCUGGUAACAAUUGCUAAAGUUUUAGCUCCGUUUCAGUAUUGAUACAAAAAUGGCAAAACGUUCGCAACCCUCUUGGAGACCACCUUCACAAAAGGCUGGUAGCGUUCUUAAGUUGUAUAACAGUUUGACAAGGCAGAAGGAAGAAUUUAUACCUCAAUAUGGAAAUCGUGUACUUUGGUAUAGCUGUGGACCUACCGUCUAUGAUGCCUCGCACAUGGGUCAUGCAAGAUCAUAUAUAUCCUUUGAUAUUUUACGAAGAGUCUUAUCCAAUUACUUUGGAUAUGAUGUCUUAUAUGUGAUGAAUAUUACUGAUAUUGAUGAUAAAAUCAUUAAACGAGCGAGGCAGAAUCAUUUAUAUGAGAAGUAUAUUGAAGAACAACAUAGUCUUGAUCAAGUAUUAGAAGAUGCCAAGAAAGUAAUGGCUGCAUUUGAAGACACGGUCAGAACUACUAUUGAUGCAGACAAAAAAUCCAUGUUAGUCAAAAUGCUGAGUAAGGUGAAGUUGGCAGUGGAGAAUUUAGAGCAAGCUGUCAGGGCAAAUGAUGAGGCCAAAAUUAAAGAAUUUCAAGAGGCCUUGUUAAGAGAAGCUCGAGAUCCACUCGCUGAAUGGUUGGACAAAACGAAGGGCGAUAGCGUGACUGAGAAUUCUAUAUUUAGCAAAUUACCACAAUUCUGGGAAUCAGAAUAUCAUAAAGAUAUGGAUACUUUAAAUGUAUUGAGACCAAACGUCCUAACCAGAGUUAGUGAAUACAUACCAGAAAUUAUAACAUUUAUAGAAAAAAUUAUAUCAAAUGGUCUGGCUUAUGAAAGCAAUGGUUCCGUUUAUUUUGAUGUUGGAGGUUUCGACAAAAGAGAUAAACAUCAUUAUGCUAAACUUGUACCAGAGGCCUAUGGGGAUGCUAACAGUUUGCAAGAUGGUGAAGGCGACUUGUCCAUAUCACAGGACCAACUAUCAGAAAAAAGAUCACUGACAGACUUUGCUCUAUGGAAGUGUUCAAAAGCUGGUGAACCCUGGUGGGAUAGUCCAUGGGGUAAAGGUCGUCCAGGUUGGCAUAUCGAAUGCUCCGUAAUGGCAUCAGCUAUCUGCGGAGAAAGUAUAGAUAUUCAUACAGGAGGUGUGGAUUUGAAGUUUCCACAUCAUGACAACGAAUUAGCACAGGCUGAGGCAUAUUUUGAUAAUUCUCAUUGGGUCCGAUAUUUCCUUCAUUCCGGCCAUUUGACGAUAUCCGGUUGCAAAAUGUCCAAAUCCUUGAAAAACUUUAUCACGAUACAAGAUGCAUUGAAAACGCAUACAGCAAGACAACUAAGACUUGCGUUUCUUCUACACUCAUGGAAAGAUACCUUGGACUACAGUGAUAAUACGAUGGACUUGGCCGUUCAGUAUGAAAAGUUCCUGAAUGAAUUCUUUUUGAACAUAAAAUGCAGAAUCAGGCGUCUUUGUACAGCCACAACCAUAGAUACCUUUAGUAAAUGGAACAAGCUUGAAUUAGAUUUUCAUAAAAAAUACUGCGCUGCUAAGGAUGCUGUGCAUGUUGCUCUAUGUGACAACAUUGACACGAGAGGUGCGCUCGAAGCGAUAAGAGAUCUCGUCACGAAUUCCAAUAUAUACAUAAGAGAAAGUGAAAACCCAAACACUCUGCUGCUACGAGAUAUUGCUGUUUACAUUACCAGAAUGUUAAUUAUAUUCGGUGCAAUUUCUACGCCUCAUGAUACAAUCGGUUUCCCAAUUGGUAACGAGACUGCAACUACAAACGUUGAAGAGACUGUAAUGCCUUAUCUAAAUAUACUUGCCGAUUUCCGUGAGAGCGUAAGGGCGCAUGCCAAGACGUUAAAAGCCAAUGAAAUCCUCAAGGAGUGCGACAGGUUGCGUGACGACAUCUUGCCAAGCGUGGGUGUGCGACUAGAGGAUGAGGAUGGUGAUGGAUGCAAAGUAAAAUUAAUCGAUAAGGAAAUCCUGCUAAAAGAGAAGGAAGCGAAAAAACGACAAGAAGCCGAAAAGGCUGCAGAGAAGGAAAGGAAGAAAGCGGAAGCGGCAGCCGCGCAGGCAGCCAAAGAAGCGCAGAGAAAAAUUCCUCCUACUGAAAUGUUCAAACUAGAAAAAGAUAAAUAUUCCCAGUUCGAUGAUAAGGGUAUACCGACGCACGACGUCGAAGGUAAGGAAAUUAGCAAGGGUCAGUUAAAGAAACUUCAAAAAUUGCAACAGGCACAAGAGAAGAAAUACAACGAGUAUCUCGCGACUGUACAAAAUGGCGUUUAAUCCGUUAUUACGGUUGCGAAUGUUACACUAAUAUGGCGACAUAAGACUUACUAAUAUCGUCCCCGACUCGAAAGUAGUGAAUUGACUAAUAUCGCAUUUACUGAAGUAUAAUUAUGAUAUGAGACUACUCGGAUAUUAUUAUUACUGAUACUUAAUGAUCUUGUAAUUAUUAUUAUUUGCCUUUGUAAUAUUUAUACCUAAACCACUUGAAAACUAUCCUUCAUUGAAACGAUCUCGCUUUCAAGUCGUUUUAGGAAUAUCAGCAGUAUCCUAAGUAGUAACACACUCUUCUUUUUAAUAUCAGUAGUAAAUUGUCCUCCAGUACAGGAUAAAGCACAAGAAAAAAAGAAACUGACUAAUUUACAAAGUAUACUGUUAAGAUAAUUUUCUUUAGAUGGUUUAAAAUACGAAGUUGCAAAUUUGUUGUUUAAUUAGUUAUCUUUGAGCGUGUCAAAACUUUGUUCUAAAAGUUAUGACGUUAUAAUAAUUCAGCGCUCAAUUAACGACGACUAUACAACAGUCCUUCUAUUGUAAUUUUACAUAUAUCCACAUGUAUUUACGAACUCGUGUGACGUAAUAAUAUUUUAUCAUCUAAAAUAAAUAUUCCUAAAAAGUUAAGAUAUAUGGUCUGAAGGUUAUAACAUACAUUUUCACAAUUUAUUUAUAUCAGCGCCGCUAACUUCUAGUGAAUUAAUUGUAUUUAUUGAAAGGAAAAUUAAAACUGACCGCUUAAAAUAUU